This is a messenger RNA of Sander lucioperca (pikeperch), 1659 nucleotides long. RefSeq lists its product as uncharacterized. The record is from RefSeq and is a predicted model, not a curated record. The transcript has 10 exons. Lineage: Eukaryota; Metazoa; Chordata; Actinopteri; Perciformes; Percidae. Bases 67 to 1632 code for a protein of 521 amino acids.
CCUAAAUAUAUUGUGUAUGAAAACUGCCUCCUCGAGUUGUUUGAGUUAUGUCCAGUGUGCAGCUCCAUGUGUGAUGUCCGGAAAACUAUACGUGGGACUUUCCUUGCUGUUGAUCAGACGUGCCACCGCUGUGAGUUCAACAGACAGUGGAAGAGUCAACCGUUCAUUGGAAGUACACCUGCAGGGAACAUUCAUCUCUCUGCAGCUGUAUAUUUUACAGGGACAUCUUUCAUCCAAAUGAAAAAGGUUUUCAAUGCAUUUGGUGUGAGGAGCAUGCGAUACCAAGCUUUCGGGAAACAUGCCAAAACCUAUCUAGAACCUGCCAUUGUUUGGAAAUGGAAAAGGGCCCAGCAGGUUGAGCUUCAAAGUUUAAGCCAGCAGAGCAAGGUUAUCAUUGGAGGAGAUAUGCGGGCAGAUUCUCCAGGCCAUUGUGCCAAAUUUGGAAGCUAUACUGUGAUGAAUCUUGAAACCAGCACAGUCAUCGAUAUCCAACUUGUGCAGAGCAAUGAGGUCGGAGGGAGUUACUACAUGGAGAAGGAAGGUCUGAAGCGAAGCCUUGCUCUUCUGGAGGCAAGUGGUGUCACAUUGGACUGCAUAGUCACAGACCGCCACCUCCAGAUUCAAAAAUACCUGAGAGAAAAGGGCAUCACACAGUACUAUGACGUCUGGCAUAUUGAUAAGGGGAUGUCUAAGAACAUUGACAAACUUGCCAAGGAGAAGGAUUGUGAGGUGGUAAAAAAGUGGCAACAGAGUAUUAGGAACCAUCUCUACUGGACUGCAUCAUCAUCCAAGACAGGCCCAGAGAAGGUGGCAAAGUGGACAUCUGUCAUCAAUCACAUCCACAACAUUCACACACACGAAGACCCCCUUUUUCCAAAGUGUGAGCACAGUGAUGUCAUAGAUAAGAGGAGGUGGUUGAAGCCAGGAUCAAAGGCUUCCUACAGACUGGAGAAGGUCCUUACAAACAAGAGGUUCAUCGAGGGUGUGGAGAAACUAAGCCCUCACCACCAAACAUCCUCUCUUGAGGCCUUCCACAGCGUUGUCAUCCGCUUUGCACCAAAGAGUGUGGUUUACCCAUUCAUUGGGAUGCUUUGCAGACUCUAUCUCUCAGCAUUCCACUUCAAUGAGAAUGCCAACCGGCCACAGUCAACAAGUGCUCUGGGAGGUCCUGCCUUUAAACUGGCCUUCCCUAAAGCGAAGAAAGGGGGAUACAGCCUCAAACGAAGGAAAAUUGAGCCGACAUUCUGCUAUGUAAAUGAACUCAUCGCCCUCACAUUUGAGAGUGUUGUCCCUGACCCAGCACCUUUGACUGAAGAGCUGCAGAAGAUCACCAUUCCAGAGGAUCUUUGUGCUGAGUUCUCGGUGCCAUCCAUGGAAGAGGCCAUUGCAGGAUUUGUGUCACGCUUCAAUCCAGCACAGGUCGAAAACCAGUUGAGGGGAGCCAGUCAGAGCUCAGGUGGACCGACAACCUCAACAACGGUAGUGCAAGAAGGAGCAACGGCAGAGUGUCAGAUGGCCGCCCACCAAGAGCCUGGUUCUGUCCGAGGUUUCUGCCUGUUAAAAGGAAGUUUUCCUCGCCACUGUCGCACAAAACGCUUGCUCUUGGGGGAAUUGUUGGGUCUCUGUAAAUAAAAUUUUAUUAAACAUUUGUAAGCUUCU